AUGGGCAGCCCCUCCACCCUCGUGCCCUGUUGCAGCCCCUCAAGACCCAAGAUUGCCCCACCAAACUCAUCCCAAAUAUGGCUGGCUGGGCUGGGCGGCCCCCCCGACGCUGCAGCAGCGGCAUCAGCAGCGAGAGCAGCCGGGACUUCAGCUGACAGCCUCCCCCGCCCGCCCGUCCGCGCCGCUUGCGCGAAGCCCGGCUUGCAAGCCCGCCAGGCAGCAGCAGAGCAGCUGUUCCCGCAAAGGCGCCGCCAAAGCAGCCGCCGCCGCGUCCGGGGAGAAGCUCCAGCCCGGCCCUUAAGCAAGCAAGGCCAGCCCGGCCCGGCCCAGCCGGCGCCCGGCAUGAAGAACUUGCAGCUGAUGGAGGCGGAGACGCGCUGGAAGCGCUUCUGCCUCAAGGAGUUGCGCGGCAUCCAGAAGCUGAAGCGCAGGAGCCGGCCGGGCUUGCGCGGCGGAGGAAGCGGCUUGAGGGGGCAGGCGGGGGUCCCGGAGCACGUGCGCAGGGCUUCCCCGCCACCCCGGGGCUUCCCCGAAGGCGGGCGAGGAGCCGGGGGGCUGCCGGGGGUCGAGGCGCCCUUCCCGGCGGCGCUGCGCUGCCAGGGGCCGCUCUUCCCCGAGGAGGAGGAGGAGGAGGCGGAGGAGGCGCCGUCGGCGGGGGUCCCGGAGAGCCCCCUGCCCGCCCUCCCUGCCCGGCUCUUGUAUAACGGCAACGGCAACAGCGGCCCCGAGGGCUCCGCCUCGCCUCGCAAGCGGCCGAGCGAUCCGGCCGGCAGCGGCGGCGGCGGCUCGGAGAUCAAAGCGCUGCAGCAGACUCGGCGGCUGCUGGCCAACGCCCGCGAGCGGACCCGGGUGCACACCAUCAGCGCCGCCUUCGAGGCGCUCCGCAAGCAGGUCCCCUGCUAUUCCUACGGGCAGAAGCUAUCCAAGCUGGCCAUCCUCAGGAUCGCCUGUAACUAUAUCCUCUCCUUGGCUAGACUGGCCGACCUGGAUUACAGCGCGGACCACAGUAACCUGAGCUUCUCGGAAUGCGUGGAGCAAUGCACCCGGACCCUGCAGGCCGAAGGCAGGUCUAAAAAAAGGAAGGAGACGAAAGGAAGAACGCUGCAUUCUGUCCUGUCCAAUUUCCUUUGCUCAAAUGCUGAAUUCCUUCAUGGUCUGAAAAGGGGCCAAGAAAUGGUUUUAGCCGUGACAAUCACCUCAUCAUCAUCCUAAUUGCCUUCAAUAGGCCUUUAAAAUAAACCUUUAAAAAGAAAAAAAAGAUAUUUGACAUUUUUAAUGGGUCGUUUAGUGAAUUUGACAAGUAUAAUUCUCCCUGAGAAGGAAAAAGUUGCAUUCCUCUCUCUCCCCCCUCUUCUCAUCCCUUAAUAACAGGACCGUUUCUGAAAGCUGCCCAAUUUAGCUUUCAUAAUAAGAAGCAUUUUUAUUUACAGCCAAAAGUUCACAAAAAGUGGCCUAUAUCUUAAUCUCACUUGAUUAAAACACCAGGCUAGAAAGCGGGAGACUGGGAGUUCUAGUCCCACCUUAGCCAGGAAAGCCAUCUGGGUGACUUUGGGCGA
Messenger RNA from Pantherophis guttatus, 1556 nucleotides. Lineage: Eukaryota; Metazoa; Chordata; Lepidosauria; Squamata; Colubridae. The record is from RefSeq and is a predicted model, not a curated record.